CUGUCCAGUUGUCCAUUUGACAGAUACGUGAUAAGUACCAUUCGUGAUUGCAAGCCACUCCUAUAGUUGAUAAAUUAAGUAAUUACUUAAAUGUAUCAUGCAAGGAAUUUCGAUUUAAGUGUACAGUGACGUUAUAUUGAAAUGGUCUAGUGAUUUAUAAGUGUUAAAAAGACUGAAUCAAAAUGACGGGGCGCUCGAGGACAGGAGUGUUCGGGAAGCUGUUCGCCAAGAACAAGACCACGAAAGAGGAGCGAGCCACGGAAAUUGGUAUGCCCACAAACGUCAAACAACACAUACAUGUGAGUAAGAACUCAGAGACGGGCAUGCUGGAAGGGCUCCCGACGUCGUGGCAGCGCUUGCUGAACACGCAGAUCACUCCCGCGGAGCAACAUGAAAACCCAGACGCGGCCGCCGCCGCGGUCAAGUUCCACAUAUACACCAUCAAAAAAGAAAAAGCGCCCAACGAGCCCUUCAAGCCGUUCGUGACGGAGCAAGCCAUCACGGAGGAGGACUUAGAAAUAGAAAAGUUAUUAGAUAAGAAAAACGCUCACCAAAGUCAAGAUUCUGACCUGUCUUUCGGGCAGAGCAGCGAGGAGGAAGUGCAAAGCGAGUUGUAUGGUGUGCGGCAAACCAUGCCUGCGGCACCCACCAAGCAGGGCAUGAAGAAGAAAGAUGCCAUGAUGGACCUCACGGCUGUAGUUGAAGACCUCACACUCAUCGGGCACGAGGCGGAAGAGAGCCCUAUAUUAAGGAAAAAAGAGCUUGUAAAUGCAACUCUAACUGAUGAGGAAAUAUAUGAGGAAUUGAAGAGAAUUUGUAAUAAAGAUGAUCCCUACAUGAGGUUCGAGAGGGUCAAAGACCUUGGUGCUGGAGCCUCAGGUGUGGUGUUUGUGGCGAUUGACAGUCAGGACAAAUCGCGGGUCGCGAUCAAAGACAUCGACCUCACGAAGCAGUCCAGAAAAGAUCUCAUCCUCAACGAAAUCAACGUGCUCAAAGGGUUUAACCACAAAAACUUGGUCAAUUUCCUCGACGCGUUCCUCAGCUACGACCAUCUAUGGGUCGCCAUGGAACUCCUCGAUGGCGGGUCGCUCACAGAUGUAGUGACAGAGGUCGUGAUGAAGGAGGGACAGAUCGCCGCGGUCUGCCGCGAGACCCUCCAAGCUGUAGCCUUCCUUCACUCCAAAGGCACAAUUCAUAGAGACAUUAAAUCUGAUAACGUACUCUUAGGCAUGGACGGAAGCGUCAAAGUCACAGAUUUCGGCUUCUGCGCAAAUAUAGUAGGUGACGAGAAACGACAAACCAUGGUAGGUACGCCGUAUUGGAUGGCGCCCGAGGUAGUCACGAGAAAACAGUACGGGAAGAAAGUGGACGUCUGGUCGCUUGGGAUCAUGGCUAUCGAGAUGAUAGAAGGCGAGCCCCCGUACAUGAAGGAAACUCCGCUAAGAGCGCUAUACUUGAUAGCUGCUGUGGGGCGGCCAAAGAUACCGAGGUGGGAGAAUUUGUCGGCAAACUUCCAGGACUUUUUAGACAAGUGCCUUCAAGUAGACGUGGACCUUAGAGCGACAGCUGAGGAGUUGCUAGAGCAUCCUUUCCUGCGCUGCGCUAUGGAGCUGCGGACGCUAACGCCGCUCAUAAAGGCCGCGCAGAAAAUCCUGCACAAGAACUUCGACUGAACCCGGAAACUUCCAUUCCCUAUUUUGUAUCGAUACAGUUUUGUAGCAGUUUUUUAGAAUUUGUACAACGAGGUGCCAAGGGUAUUUUUCGAUUGGUGUAUGACUGAGGUUCGCUAUUAUUGUAAAGGCUUUGCACUAUUGUGCGCGUUGACAAUAUUACGAUUAGAAACGCCAGUAUCUAUAACUAUACGCGUGUUCAUGCUCUAGACGUUAAUAGCCAUUGAUGAAUAGGCGUAGAAUCACAAGAUUAUUUAUUUUGACAAUACUACGGCUCGUUUUAGCUUUUGUCUUAUCGUCACGGUGGUGCAGAUAAGUUAUCGCCUCCGAUAUAGAUAUGUAACAUCACUAACGUACCUAGAGUGAUGUUUCCCGUUUGAUAUUAAGUAAACUUUAAAAUUAUAUAUGUACAACAAAAAUGCCAUAAUGGAUUUACAAUUAUUAUUUAGAUUUCGGUUAUAAAAUUUAGUUUAAGGAGAUAACGUUUUGUAAUUUGAUUAGAUACUUAAAAAUACGACAUCUGUCCAACGAUAGCAUUUUCUUACAAAUUUAAUGGAAUUGGUGCGAAGUUUUUAU
Molecule: messenger RNA, 2246 nt
Organism: Cydia amplana
Lineage: Eukaryota; Metazoa; Arthropoda; Insecta; Lepidoptera; Tortricidae
Gene: Pak3
Product: serine/threonine-protein kinase PAK 3
Exons: 2
Coding region: 183-1673 (496 amino acids)
Biological process (GO): protein phosphorylation; regulation of MAPK cascade; intracellular signal transduction
Cellular component (GO): cytoplasm
Molecular function (GO): protein serine/threonine kinase activity; ATP binding
Source: RefSeq, a predicted model, not a curated record